UAAGCUUUAGAUAACGCCAUUACGCAGUGCGCGAAAAAGCGUAACUAACAACUCGGCCCAUUAGUAGUCGGCCCCGAAGUCAAUUGUUUAAUGAGGUGAAUUUUUCAGAGUCAAUCUCAUCUAAUGCGCUAGCCCAAAACGGUAAUUAUAUAUAGCUGAAAUAUUCAUAUAAAUACAAUAUUUCUAUAACACCAUAAGUUAACAAAUUAUUAACCUAUUAAGUAAUUAACCAACAAGAUGAGUUACGAUUCCUAUUCUACUCCCUUAUCAUCCAGAUAUGCCUCUAAAGAGAUGUCACAAAUCUUUUCCUUGAGAAAUCGAUUCUCAACGUGGAGAAAGUUAUGGUAUAAUUUAGCCAUUGCUGAAAAGGAAGUUGGAUUAUCAGUUAUUAGUGAUGAAGCUAUUGAACAAAUGAAGGCACAUUUAGAGAUUACUGAUGAAGAAAUUGAAGCUGCUUCUAAAGAAGAAGCCAUUGUUAGACAUGAUGUUAUGGCUCAUGUUCAUGUUUUUGGUAAAACAUGUCCUAGCGCUGCUGGUAUUAUUCAUUUAGGUGCUACUUCAUGUUAUGUUACUGAUAAUGCUGAUUUAAUCUUUUUACGUGAUGCUUAUGAUGUUAUUAUUCCAAAAUUAGUUAAUGUUAUUAACAGAUUGAGUCAAUUUGCUUUAGAAUAUAAAGAUUUACCAGUAUUAGGUUGGACUCAUUUUCAACCUGCUCAAUUAACAACUGUUGGUAAGAGAGCUACUUUAUGGAUUCAAGAAUUAUUAUGGGAUUUAAGAAAUAUGCAAAGAGCCAGAAAUGAUAUUGGUUUAAGAGGUGUUAAGGGUACUACUGGUACUCAAGCUUCUUUCUUAUCAUUAUUCCAUGGUGAUCAUGAUAAAGUUGAAGAAUUGGAUCAAAGAGUUGUAGAAUUAUUAGGUUUUGAACAUGUUUAUCCAGUAACAGGUCAAACUUAUUCUAGAAAAAUUGAUAUUGAUGUCUUAUCUCCAUUGGCUUCAUUUGGUGCUACCGCUCAUAAAUUUGCUACUGAUAUUAGAUUAUUAGCUAAUUUAAAAGAAGUUGAAGAACCAUUUGAAAAAUCUCAAAUUGGAUCUUCUGCUAUGGCUUAUAAGAGAAAUCCAAUGAGAUGUGAAAGAGUUUGUUCAUUAGCUAGACAUUUAGGUGGAUUAUUUAAUGAUGCAGUUCAAACAGCUUCUGUUCAAUGGUUUGAAAGAACUUUAGAUGAUUCAGCUAUUAGAAGAAUUUCUUUACCAUCAGCAUUCUUAACUGCUGAUAUCUUAUUAUCAACUAUGCAAAAUAUUUCUAGUGGAUUGGUUGUUUAUCCAAAGGUUAUUGAAAGAAGAAUUAAUUCUGAAUUACCAUUCAUGGCUACUGAAAAUAUCAUUAUGGCCAUUGUUGAAAAAGGUGGAUCUAGACAAGAUUGUCAUGAAGAAAUUAGAGUUUUAAGUCAUCAAGCUUCAGCUGUUGUUAAACAAGAAGGUGGUGAUAAUGACCUUAUUGAAAGAAUUAAGAAGACUGAAUACUUCAAACCAAUAUGGAAUGAUUUAGAUAAAUUAUUAGAUCCACAUACUUUUGUUGGUAGAGCUCCACAACAAACAGAAAAAUUUGUUAAGAAUGAUGUUGCUAAGGCUUUAGAACCUUUUAAACAUUUUAUUAGUGAUGAAACUGUUCAAUUGAGUGUUUAAUCUUUAAUUAUUUAUUACUUCCAUUUCGUUAUAUUACUGUUCUAUAGUU
This is a messenger RNA of Scheffersomyces amazonensis, 1732 nucleotides long. It is a transcript of the gene ADE13, whose product is annotated as adenylosuccinase. NCBI's taxonomy places the organism in Eukaryota, Fungi, Ascomycota, Pichiomycetes, Serinales, Debaryomycetaceae. Gene Ontology annotation, molecular function: N6-(1,2-dicarboxyethyl)AMP AMP-lyase (fumarate-forming) activity; (S)-2-(5-amino-1-(5-phospho-D-ribosyl)imidazole-4-carboxamido) succinate lyase (fumarate-forming) activity. The coding region runs from base 238 to 1683 and encodes 481 amino acids. Gene Ontology annotation, cellular component: cytosol. The transcript has a single exon. The record is from RefSeq and is a predicted model, not a curated record. Gene Ontology annotation, biological process: 'de novo' AMP biosynthetic process.